This is a messenger RNA of Staurois parvus, 1302 nucleotides long. NCBI's taxonomy places the organism in Eukaryota, Metazoa, Chordata, Amphibia, Anura, Ranidae. The record is from the annotation of a GenBank genome assembly.
CCUAUAAGGUCUCAGGAGGUCUCCAUGGAGGAAUGGAGGUACAAGGGAUGACAUAAUGGAGGACCACCAGGAUGUCAGGAGGGAGAAUCAGCCGCCCCUCAUGCCACCUGAUGGAUCCAGUCAUGGGAACCCACCAGAGAGAUGUCCCCGUCCUCUGUAUUCCCAGGAUUCCACACAGGAAGGUCCCACCAUCCCUCACCAUCAUCAGAGUGGAAAUUUGCACAAUAUUCCAAUUAAAAAAGAGAUAAAAAAAGAGGAAGAAGAGGAGGAGGAGGGUGUUACAGAGGAGCUGGACUGUGUAGAAGGACACAAGGAUCUCUACAAGGGCCUCAUGAUGGACAAUCAGCCGCCCCUCACAUCACUGGAUGGAUCCAGUAAUGGGAACCCACCAGAGAGAUGUCCCCGUCCUCUGUUUUCCCGGGUUUCCACAGAUCGCACCAUCCCUCACUAUAACCAGGGUGAAGAAGUGAUGGGUAUAAAAAUUAUGGUUAAAGAGGAAGAAGAGACGCAUGUAAUGGGUGAUCAGCUGAAUAUAGAAGAAGAUCAAAUGAUGGCGACCAUUACCAAGGAGGAAUCUUCUCUAGGUGGAGACAAUGGCUGGGAUACCUCAAAAGGACAUCUUAUUUUAUCUCCUGAAGAUAAUGACAUGGCCCAAAAUUCUCCAGAAGUAAGCAUUAGUACUCGAAAUAUACAUCAGAAGACACAGUCAAGAAAGUGCUCAUUUUCUUGUACGGAGUGUGGGAAAGGUUUCAAUGGGAAUCACGCUCUUCUAAAUCACCAGCGAACCCACACCAACGAGCGCCCAUUUUCUUGUCCGGAUUGUGGCAAACGCUUCAAAGUUUAAAUUCUGUCUUGAUCGACACGUGAAACUUCAUGAAAAUAACGAUUCACUGUCCUGUUUAGAGUGUGGCAAGUCAUUUGAAAAGAAAUACGACCUCCUCGUCCAUCAGAGGAGCCACGCUGGCAAGGAGGUCUUUCCUUGCACGGAAUGCAAAAAAAACGUUCUUAAAAAAAUAUGACCUGGCUGUCCACCUGAGAACCCACUCAGGAGAAAAGCCCUACUCAUGUUCUGAGUGCAGCAAGUCAUUCAAAAAUAGACGAGACCUCGUUCCACACCAGAGGAUCCACACCGGGGAAAAGCCCUUCUCGUGUUCUGAGUGCGGAAAGUCUUUUACCCACAAAUCUCAACUCAAAACGCACCAGAUAGUCCACACCGGUGAGAAGCCCUUUUCCUGUUCUGAGUGCGGCAAAUCCUUCCCCAGUAAAGGGAACCGUGAUAAACACAUGAGGAUUCACACCGGC